Ornithorhynchus anatinus (platypus) is the source of this 1667-nucleotide messenger RNA. It is a transcript of the gene TIRAP, whose product is annotated as TIR domain containing adaptor protein. The coding region runs from base 372 to 1028 and encodes 218 amino acids. Gene Ontology annotation, biological process: signal transduction. Lineage: Eukaryota; Metazoa; Chordata; Mammalia; Monotremata; Ornithorhynchidae. The transcript is spliced from 4 exons. The record is from RefSeq and is a predicted model, not a curated record.
GGCAUUGCGGGGAGGCGGGGAAGGAGAAGCGGGGGCCGCGCGAAAGGGGAAGAGCAGAGCAGGAAGUGGCGGGGGUGGCCUUCCCCGCCCCCGAGCUCGGCACCCUCCCCCGGAUCACGCCUUUUCCACACCGGCGGACGCCGGCUCUCUGGCCGUAGAGGGUGGGAAGGGCGGGCAGAGCCCGGCCCGGAUCGGACGGCGGGUUUCCUGAGGGAAGGGGGGAGAGCCCGGACACCCGGGGGCCUGCCACCCCCCCGUGAACCGAGACGGGGACUCCACCCACCACCCACCCAUCCUUCUCGCUUCCUCCCCGGGGGCGCGGGGCCGCUGGAGUGGGCCACGCUGACGUCCGACCGGAGGCAUCGGGCAGGAUGGCCGGCUGGCUCCAGCGCAUCCUCGGGAGGCACAAACACAGCCCCCGUGCGCCCGGCGAGCCCCCCGAGACCGGCCCCGGCGAGCCCCCCGAGACCGACCCCGGCGAGCCCCCCGAGACCGACCCCGGCGAGCCCCCGGAGGCGCCCUCCGUCGCCCGCUCCUCUCUCCCUAGCCAAGAGCCGUCCUCGGAGUCCCGGGCCCACGCCGCGGGGGGUGGCGACGGCGCCCGGUGGGGCAAAGCGUACGACGUGUGCGUGUGCCACAGCGAGGGGGACCUGGCGCCCGCCCACGAGCUGGUGUCCUACCUGGAGGAGGGACCGAGCGGCCUGCGCUGCUUCCUGCAGCUGCGCGACGCGGCCCCCGGCGGGGCGGUGGUGUCCGAGCUGUGCCAGGCGCUGGGCAGCAGCCACUGCUGGGUGCUGCUCCUCUCCCCCGGCUUCCUGCGGGACCCCUGGUGCAAGUACCAGAUGCUGCAGGCCCUGAGCGAGGCCCCGGGGGCGGCGGGCCGCACCAUCCCCCUGCUGCGCGGCCUGGCCCGGGCGGACUACCCGGCCGAGCUGCGCUACAUGUACUACGUGGACGGCAGCAGGCCGGACGGCGGCUUCCGCCAGGUCAAGGACACCGUCCUCCGCUAUCUGCAGCAGCUCGGCUGAGGACGCCCCCCUCCCGCCCCAUCCGAGAUGAAGCCCGGGGGGUGAGCCCGUGGACGCGGCCGGGGGCGCCCCGGAAACCGGGACUGGCCCCGACAAAGGAGAGGAUGCUUCCCUUUCACCGUCUGAGCCCUCCGCGCCAGCCCUGGGCGUAGCGAUGGGGUCCGAGACCCCUCCGUCGCACCCUCGGCCCUCACCCUUACCUCUUCCGGGCUCCUCGAGCGCAAGGGUGACCACUACAGUAUCCCCUGGCCCCCGCCCACAGCUGGAGCAUGGGGGCGGGGGGGGGUCCCGCCUGGGUCUGGUACCCCCCCGGGGGCCGGACCGGUCUGCCUGCCCACCUGCAGACCCUCCCGGGCGCCCCCCGGAAAGCUGAGCACGACCCCUCCUGGGUCCCACGUUGGGCCUCCUCCUGCCGGGGUCAGAGAACCCCAGGCCAGGCGAGAGGUGAAGCCUGUCCGGCCUCCGGGCCUGAGCAUCCUGGACCUCCGAAAGCCUCCACUUGAUGGCCCAGUUUGGAGAAGACCCAGCAGGCCUGGGGCAGCGUGGACUGCCUCCCCCUCCGGGUGCGGGGACCUGGGGUCCCGACGGGCCGGCUCUGGCAGGGACCGAAGCGGAGCAGGGAGAGGCGGCGGGGUGGGG